Molecule: messenger RNA, 889 nt
Organism: Alternaria alternata
Lineage: Eukaryota; Fungi; Ascomycota; Dothideomycetes; Pleosporales; Pleosporaceae
Exons: 1
Coding region: 4-567 (187 amino acids)
Source: RefSeq, a predicted model, not a curated record
CCAAUGGCAGCGGCAGGUAGACGAGUGCUGCGCGUGAGUCUGGAGGCUGCGCAAGGCUAUGGCGCAUCGGAGAAAGCGAUCAGAGUAAGCCACGUCUUGCAUAGCCUGCUUCAUGCAAGGCAGAGGUUAUCAAAGGCUGUCGGUGAACUAAAUAACGUCCGUUCCUGCGUCGCAGAACACUUUCCCUUCAGCCCCUUCGUCGUCAGUCCAGCGCGACUGCGCGAAAUCGAGCUCGGCGCACUUUAUCCCGCAUACGUUGUUCCUUACAGAUAUCGGCCACGCAUAAUUCUAACCACCACUACUUCCGGACAGCAAACAGGCUACCACCACAUCUUCGGCGACAACCAGAAAUACUUUCGAACGAAGGGGAAAAAUCGUUGGCUCUUUCAGCGUAGCGCGCGUGCCUUCCAAGGCUGUUGGCUUGACGUUGGGUGGUGCGCAAUAGUGUUGAUAAUCGUUGUUAUCGACGAGCGCAUAGUUCGGUACACUUGCAGGCACGAUAUGGCUCAAGUCGAGCCGAGUGAAGUACCAAUUUUUGAUAAGGAACUGGUGAACAACAGCCUCUAGUUGAUAGAACGAUGUAGACAAAGGAAGUUGGCAAAGUGGAUCCGUAACUUCGGGAAAAGGAUUGGCUCUAAGGGUUGGGUACGUUGGGCCUUGGGGAGAAGCCUCUGGCGCAGAAGGGCACUAACCGCAAGACGGGCGCCUUCCAGCGCUGGGGUGCAGACACCCUUGGCAGGCUUCGGCCGUUCGGCGUACGUUCCAUUGAUGGCAACAACGUUGAUGCGGUAGGUGGGAAUGGCUCGUCGUCCAUGGCUCGGCAGUACCGUCGGGUGAGACAGGAUAUACUACGGCGUUGCUUCGCGAUAUCGCAGCCCGGCUUCCAGCU